AGAGUCGACUGAAGAUGCGAUGAAAGCGUCUAUCACAUUUGCCAAAAUUUUCAUGCAGAAAUUUCACAAAUUCAAAACGUUAUUUAGGCAAUUACUUGUCUAUCCCAUUAUUUUGUAAAUGAUGUCAAAGUUGCUAGUGAAAAGUGAACAUGAAAAUAACAGUACCAUAUUGAAUUGUCUACAAACUGUGAUUUCGUCCUUUAUUCCUUCUGCUGGAGUAAUAUGUCUUACACUAAUUUCGAAACAUUAAACUAAAGAUUCUAUUUACUACACAUUGACUUAUUUUGUAAAACUGACUUCUUAUCGUCAAUCAUCUUUAAACAUCAAUGUCAACAAAAUUUGGGCAAUUUAAAAUGAAUAGUCGAACAUAUGAUGGUUGUAAUUACACAGCCUUGAAGGGAAAUGAAUGUGUUAGUACCAUGUGAGAAAAAUCUACUUCUACUAUGAAGAAUCCUCCAAAUCAGACACAGAAUGGAGGAGCAAAAGGUAUGGUUGUUAAAAAUAGAGAUAAUGCCAGCCGUACUCUUUGCUCCUUGAAAAUCAACAAUGGCUUUAUUAACAGUGAUAUGUUUAAGGUAGGUAAACAGCAAUUAGUUUUGCUUAAUGGUGACUCGAUCCGCUGUGACAGCAUUGAAGGUAAUGAAGCUUUAACAUGUAAUGUCACACCAGUUCCCAAUACAAAUAAAAGUAAAGCUUUGUGUGUUCAUAUCAGAGAAAACAAGUGGUAUGAUGCUGGCAAUGUUGUAUCUGUAGGAGUAGCUGGUACUAGCCUCAGUGAUAACUUUAAUAGCGUAUCUUUGGCCUACAAUGAAAGCCCUAAAAAUAUCUAUUCUUUAGAUGAGAUCAGCAUAUCAGAUAAAGAACUUUCGCGUUCUGGAGAAUCUCUGCCAUCUUUAGGCAUACGACUAGAUUUAGAUGGUACUAGAGAAGAUAUUCAUCAGCAUAGUGAAAACAAUAGUCCCAGAGGUAGUUUACCACGUUCUUGUAGUAGUACAGUGUCCUCCUUGAGUGAAUGUUCAGCUGGUUCAAAUGGAGCAGUUAGCGAGGAUGGAAGUGGACAAACAUCACCUGGGAAAUCAUCUAAACUUUGGCCAAUGAUGUUUAACAUGUUUUCUUGGAAAAGUAGCUCUAAAGAUACUGAGCAACCCAGUCCAACGCGAAACUCAGACAGAAUUGGUAGUAGUUUAGCUUUAAUAGAACAAGGCAGACCAGCUAAUCUUCCAGCUAAGAGUAUAGAAGAAGAAGAAAUGCAUCGAAAACAAGUUGAGUCUUUACUUGAAGCCGCUAGAAAACGUGAACGUCGAGAAGAGCGUGAACGCCGACAGCAAAGAGAACAACAAUUGCGUGAGGAAGAACGGCUAGCUGAAGAUUCACAUACAUGGGUAGUUCAAGUGCUGCCAAGAUUUUAUGUUCUAAGAGAUACAAGAAGAGUUAGAGAUCUUUGGUGGCGAGGUCUACCACCUAGUGUUCGAGGACGCGUUUGGCGGUUAGCUAUUGGUAACGGAUUAAAUCUCACAUCACAACUAUACGAGCUUUGUCUUGAGCGUGCUCAGGCACAACCAAGAAAUGAGAGCCUUGCAGCCAUUCGUUUAGAUGUUGCUCGUACAUUUCCAAGCCUAUGUGUCUUCCAAGAAACUGGACCAUUGGCAGAAAACCUGCGAGGUGUAUUGGCUGCAUAUGCACUCUACAGACCUGACAUUGGCUAUGUACAAGGCAUGAGCUUUAUUGGAGCAGUACUGGCUCUCAAUAUGGAUGCAGCUGAAGCCUUUAUCUGUUUUGCUAACUUACUAAAUAGGCCUUGUCAUUUGGCGGCCUUUACAUUAGAUCAACGACAGAUGGGAUUGUAUUAUAAAGCUUACUCAACAGCUCUUGCUCAUCGACUUCCAAAGCUUUAUGCCCAUUUUUUGGCUGCUGGGCUUAGUCCAGAUCUGUAUCUCUUGGAUUGGUUAUACACUGUAUAUGCUAAAGCUAUGCCUCUUGAUAUUGCUUCUCGUGUCUGGGAUAUAUUUUUACGGGAUGGCGACGAAUUUCUUUUUAGAACUGCACUGGGCCUACUGCAUCUUUAUCAAGAUGAGCUUUUAAGGAUGGAUUUUGUAAGGGCAGCUCAAUUUCUCAAUAGAUUACCAGAGAAUAUGCAAUCUGAUGCUCUUUUUAACAGUAUUAAUCAGAUGUCUACUUCGGUAGGCGCAGCUAAUUUUUAUCAGAUGCUUGCACAAUUUGCUACAAGUGUUUGAAAUUUUUCGAUAAUGGUAGUAUUACCUACUGUCAAAUAAAAAAGUAUAUGCACCUUGCUGAUUCAUAAAUUCAUGAAAAUGAGAAUUUUUAUCUUGAUUUAUGAAAAUUCAAUUAAACUGAAAAAUGAUUUCUGUAACAGAAGGAAUUGAUGGGUAAAGUAGUAAUGCUUGAAAUCUAUUAUUCAGUGCUUGAAAAGCUUAUUUUAAUAAUCUGCUAAACAUACUUACUUCAUUACACAUGAUAUUUCAAAAUAUAAUCAAAUGUUGGUAAAAAACAUAUAUGAAUGACUUGCAAUUGUCAUGAAUUAAUGAUUUAAAGAAAUAUUUGUUAUGAAUUUCAAUGUAUUGCAACUAUGUUACAAUUUUCUAAUAUAUUUCUUAUUGAUUAUUGAAUCAAAAUGAAAUAUGAUUCAAUUUACUGUCAACGAAGAGGGAGUUUUAUAAAUACUCAUUUUCAAAAAUAUAUUUUAAUUAAUACUUAGAGCUAAGAAAAGAAAUCUUGCAUUUUAUUAUUUUACAAAAUAACUCAAUUAUAGUAAAAAAUUAAUAUAUCCGAUUCACAAAUGCCAAAGUUUAUAUUUUUAUAUCAACUAAGUUUAAGUUUAAGUUUUUUUAUCUUUAAGUUUUAAUUUGACAUUCUGAAUUCUGAUAACGACUUGUAUGUUAUUUAAUAGUGCUAGUUUCAUACAAAAGUCAAGAGAAGUUUUUUUUCAAUAUAUUCAACAUUUAAUGAGAAAGAAACUAUUAUAAAAAUGAAGACUAUAAAUAUUUAUCAUACUAAUAAUAAAGUGGGAGAUUUUUUUACUGCACAAAGAAUACAAAUAUUUUUAUAUGAGAUAAGAAUGCUCGAAAAUAGUUUGCUUCAGUCGAUCGUUUAGUGCUGUUGUGUAGUAUUGAAAUAAAUAAAAUCAAUACACGUGUUUUGGCUAUGAGCUAAACACAUGUAUGAUAUAUAAUUUUUACCUAAAAUUAUACGAUAAGAUAACUAUAAUUGUCCAAAAAGCAAUGUAAUAUUAAAAGUGUAAAAGAUUGAUAUUUCUUUAACCGAAUAAGUGUAUGAAACAUAUAUACGACAAUGAAAAUGUAUAAAUAUCAUUUUUGUUGCAUAAUUGUACACAGAUCUGCUAAAAUAAAAACCGUCCUUAGUUAAACACAA
Trichogramma pretiosum is the source of this 3390-nucleotide messenger RNA. Its product is annotated as TBC1 domain family member 14-like. The record is from RefSeq and is a predicted model, not a curated record. The transcript is spliced from 2 exons. NCBI's taxonomy places the organism in Eukaryota, Metazoa, Arthropoda, Insecta, Hymenoptera, Trichogrammatidae. Bases 444 to 2234 code for a protein of 596 amino acids.